GAUUCAAAAUGGCGACUUUCAUUAUAAAGGUUGGUCAUCGAGCGCAUCUUCCUCGUCUUCUUCGUCCCGCCGUAAGGCUUGGCCACCUCCACUUUCAAAAUCAAAAUUUUACAAGCAGUUCAACACCAACAGUUGUAGAUAAACAGGAGAAAGCUGUCGAGGUGAUUGAUGACGACGGAAAGGAAGUAAUCGACACAACGACUGGUGUACCAGACUGGCUUGUCAAAGAAAGAAAAGCAAGGAUUUUUGUCCCUGCACGAACAGCGACGCAGUCCGGUUCGUUUAACACAAAGAAUUGGCAAAUAGAGUUUGAUACAAUGGAACGUUGGGAGAAUCCAUUGAUGGGAUGGGCCUCGAAUGCUGAUCCCUUGUCCAACAUUUAUCUCACAUUCCCCUCAAAAGAGGCUGCUGUGAACUACGCUGAGAAACAUGGUUGGAAUUAUGAAAUUGAUGACAAACAUGAAGUCAAGAUGAAGCCAAAGUCUUAUGGAGCAAACUUUUCUUGGAACAAGAAAACCAGAGUGUCUACUAAAUAGAAACAUAAACGAUUAUAUCUGGUUUGAUAAGGUUGAGGGAAAGGUUGUUAAAACAUGAAACAAAUUUCCUUUUCUUUACAACAUUAAUCUGUACUGUUAUGUACGUUUUGUUCCAUGCAAUGUAAAUAAACUUUUUGGUGAGAAGAUCA
Molecule: messenger RNA, 685 nt
Organism: Pocillopora verrucosa
Lineage: Eukaryota; Metazoa; Cnidaria; Anthozoa; Scleractinia; Pocilloporidae
Product: NADH dehydrogenase [ubiquinone] iron-sulfur protein 4, mitochondrial
Biological process (GO): electron transport chain
Source: RefSeq, a predicted model, not a curated record